Molecule: messenger RNA, 1983 nt
Organism: Salmo salar (Atlantic salmon)
Lineage: Eukaryota; Metazoa; Chordata; Actinopteri; Salmoniformes; Salmonidae
Source: RefSeq, a predicted model, not a curated record
CACACACAGUAGCUGAAUAUGCAGAGCUAGCGCGCAAAUAUUAACUAUUAAGCUAGCUAGUACCUAUUCCAUUUAUGUGGCGUCGUCAAAGAUGGAAUCAGCAUGCAGAUGAUGGUAGAGACAUAUCUGGCCUGACAGGGCUGGAGGAAGUGAUCCUUUCAUCCUGUGGAGUGAAGGUGGUGGAGGCCAAUGCUUUCAGGGCUCAGGGGGCACUAAGAAGUCUGGAUCUAUAGAAGAACAAACUGCGUCAGAUCCUCUGUGGUCUCCCACCAAGCCUGGAGACCCUCAACGUGGGCCACAACAGAAUCAAAGGCCUCCAGGAAUCAGUCUUUGAGGGGCUGAGUAAACUACAUCUGCUUGAUCUUCAGAACAACCAUAUCACCAACCUGCUAAACACCCUUGGAGGGCCUUUACCUGGAUGGAAAUAAAAUUGAGAUGGUGCAAGAUGCUCCGAGACUCCUCCGACUGAAUCUGUUUAGGUUGGGGAACAACAAAAUCCCCUCUUUUGCCUCAGUCUUUUUCACGUUAGUACAGUCCCUGAUGACGCUGCAUUUGCCAGGGAACCUCCUAUCAAGAUUCCCACACAAUCUCCCUCACGCCGUGUCCUACCUGAACUUGGACAGGAACCAAAUACGAGCACUGAGGAACCGAGAGAUCUCUAUCUGCAUCCUACAAUAGGUUGGUUUCUUAGGACAGUAAGGCCUUCGCUUUCCCAAUCUCACAGUGCUGGAGCUACCAGGAAACCGUCUGAGGGUGCUUUCCAGUAGACUGAGCCCCAAACUGGAGAGACUGCAGUCAGAACUCCAUCCAGGAAGUCACCUUCCACCACCUGCCUGGAAUGAAACAGCUGAAGCAUCUCUUCCUGGAGAAUAACACCAUUUGGAACUUCGAAGCUAAUGCUUUGAGUAACAGCGUUCACUUAACCAACCUGGCACUGGAAUGGAACCUCUUAUCCUCCAUUCCAGAUGGGCUUCCAGAGUGUCUUUUCCAUCCGGACUUGAAAGGGAACUGCAUUGAGGACAUCCAAGAGCAGGAGUUGAGGUCCCUGAAGUGUCUGCAGGUGUUGAACCUCCGGAUGAACAAGCUGACCUUCCUCCCCCAGAUCACCCUGGACCUGUUUCCCCGGCUGAGGACCCUCUACUUGGACCCCUGGAACUGCAGCUGUGAGCUCCUGAGGGUCAAGAGGACCCUGCUGGCCAGGAGGAUGGAGAUCUCUGAUAAGCUGUGUAAUUAGCAGUUACUGUGCCAUGGGACAGCUGGAGAGCGUACCUGAUGGCCCAAGACAAGUGUGAGGAGUACUUCAAGGAAACCACACCUGAGGACCAAGUGGAGCAGACCAACACUGAGCAGUAAUAUGAUUAUGAUUCCUAGCUGGAAAAAAUAGAUGUAAAAGGGGCAUUUCAUGUUUAGCAGAACAUGCUGGGUAUGUUUUGUCUUUUGAAUGUUUUAACAUGUAUUAGUGUAGUUUGGUAUUGACUACUAAGUGAUAGGUUUGGUUUCUGAGCUUUAACUAUUAUUAAUCAUUAGUUAUAAAGGAGACAUGAGGGGUGCCAUAAUGACACUUGGGAGGGGCUGAGUGCAGGGAAAACGGUCACAUGUGGCAGUCCUUAUAAGGGGAGGAACUGUUUAAGGCCAAUAUCACUCAGCUCCCCGCCUUGCAAAAAUUACACAAUGUUUAGCGAUAAGGAGGAGACUCCAACCAAAGUGGGGUAUGUAUACUACCACGGGUGAAACCAUGUCUUUGUCUAAUGCGUUUGCGUGUCCCCAGGCACUCUCAUUUAUUGAGUUCUGUAACUGAAAAGCCUUGGUUUCAUGCAUGUUAACAUCAGAAGCCUCCUCCCUAAGUUUGUUUUACUCACUGCUUUAGCACACUCCGCCAACCCUGAUGUCCUUGCCGUGUCUGAAUCCUGGCUUAGGAAGGCCACCAAAAAUUCUGAGAUUUCCAUCCCCAACUACAACAUUUUCCGUCAAGAUGGAACUGCC